Suhomyces tanzawaensis NRRL Y-17324 is the source of this 1040-nucleotide messenger RNA. RefSeq lists its product as uncharacterized. The record is from RefSeq and is a predicted model, not a curated record. Lineage: Eukaryota; Fungi; Ascomycota; Pichiomycetes; Serinales; Debaryomycetaceae. The transcript has a single exon. The coding region runs from base 81 to 953 and encodes 290 amino acids.
CUGACUUCCCCGUCAAAUAUUUUCAUUUCAUUCAUACCAGGCCUGGAUUUGCCAUUGGUUUGACCAUAUCGAUUCUAUCAAUGUCUACUCGUAAGUCUAGUCGUACACGCACCAUGACCUCUAAGGUCAGAGAGUCGUUUGAUUGUUUAGAACCCACUAACAAACCUAUAGUUAGGAAAUCAGACAGUGAAGUUGUUCCAUCAAAAAGGAGGAGGAUUCAAGCACCAGAGGAAGUGAAUAGUGACAAGAUUGAUCCUGUUGAAAAGCUAUUGAGCUUGACUAAUGUGAAUAAUGAUAUCUUGAACUUGGACGAGGAAGAGACUAAUGCAUCCGUGAAUAAUGAACAACUGCAAAGCAGCAAUCCCAUUAGCUUCACCGAGUUAAAAUCGCUCAAUUUCACAAAAAUAUUGAACGAUAACAUUCGCUCAUACUACGCCAACUUCAGGAAAACUCCUCUCGAAGUGUAUAACGAUCAUUCUUCUUUUGCAUUAUUAAACUCGAGCUCUCGGAAGCCAACCAACCACGAUAUAGUACCCAACCCUCCAAGCCCUUCCACUCCAACUUUCACUCAUAAUCCUAACGUUCCAUUCUUCAAGAAUGUCAACUUUAAUUCUAAUUCUAAAAGUAAUGGUGAGUCAUAUACUUUUGAUGACUAUUUUUCUUAUGGUGAAGAGGAAAAGGUUCCAAGUGUUCCUGCUGCUCCUUCUACAUCGGAUGGUUUCUCUAAAGUGAAUAACAAAAUGAGAUUUCACUACAGGCAGAAUCACAACAAUUUGAACUUAUCCGAUUUUACUUCCUGUUCUUCUUCAGCACUUAAUGCUUCAUCUUACUCUGUUGCCGAUGGCGACUCUCAUGAUAUCUUCAAGAUUUUGAACAAGAGGUCUAUCUUGUCCGGUAAGGCUAGUGAAAUGGUCAGUACUGGUACAUUUUUGAUAAAUGAUUUCUUCUUGUGAACUAUUAUUACAGUUUUAUUUCUAACCUUAAUUUAUUUCUCGGUACAUGUACAGUAAUAAGUAUAAUAAAUGGAUUUAUUGAAUUGA